Molecule: messenger RNA, 8164 nt
Organism: Myiozetetes cayanensis
Lineage: Eukaryota; Metazoa; Chordata; Aves; Passeriformes; Tyrannidae
Gene: SINHCAF
Product: SIN3-HDAC complex associated factor
Exons: 6
Coding region: 5029-5697 (222 amino acids)
Biological process (GO): negative regulation of cell migration
Source: RefSeq, a predicted model, not a curated record
CAGAUGACCGACUAAAAGAAAUAUUCUUGCAGAUACUGAAAUUGCAUUUUCAGAUGACUCCAAUUAAAUUGGUCUCUUUCAUCCUUGGAGCAUCCUGGCUUUGUGCACGUUGAAGUGUUUUUUUGGGGGGUCCAAUUUUAACUUCUGUUCCAAGGGGUUUUUUUGCAGCGUGUAAACUCAUGGUGGAGGUAUGUUUACAUUGAGCGUCUGAUACAGAUCAGCUACUCUGUAGAUGUACAAUUUUCUGUCCUACAGUUGAUAUUCAGUAGAGAUAUUGCAGUUUAUUUCAGCGGAGGGACAGGCCCAAGAAUUUAUUGCGAGACAAACAGCUCUGCUCCUGGCGCCUCAGACAGCUCUGGAAGCAUUUUCCAUGUGUGUGCAUGUGCCUGGGUGUAUGCACUUGCAGAUGCAAAAGGCAGAGCAUGUAUAUUUUUUCUAUAUUAAGGCAUCUGUUUCUUUUCCUUUAAAAGAAAGAAAAAAAUCAUAUCAUUUUGGCUGUGUUGCUUAGUUCCAAUGAGAUGCUACAGAGACAACAAUUGGGAGACUUUUUACUGACAGGAACCGGCUGCAUCAACAUAUGUAGGCUACAUCGUAUUUUUUUGUAGACCAACUUGAGGGAGGCUGUGCCAAAGCUGUUUUGUACACAUGAAGGCAAAUCAAAUUGUUCUGCUCUUCUCUGGCAAUGUACUGGCAGUUUUGGAUUGUACAAAGGGUGAAUGAUCCAGGUCAGAAUGAGGAAAUAGGAAGAGAGAAAGGUAUUGAGUAGUUGUACUGGCAUCCCUCUGGUCUCCCUUAACUCCGGGGAAUGUUUCUCUUUCAUCUUUGCAACAAGCAGGUGAGCAUGUUCAUUCCAACUGGCCUGAUAAUUGUGUUACAAAGGGAGACGUGCCUGCCUUCUAGGAAUUCCAUCCUUUCUAUUAUAAAAGGUUUUCAUUCUUCUUGGGUGAUCAGAAAGAAUGCAGAAAGAAUCUGGAAAAGCAAAUGGAAGUGGCUCAGCUUACUUUAAAAUCUAAGAGUUCAGAAGUUCUUCCAUAAAGUGAAAACUUAACGAGCAUCUACAACAAUGCCUCCUUCUAAUUUAGAUCAUCAAAUUAAAUUUUGCAAAGAAAACUAAGCACCAAAUUCUAGUCCUGACAGGCAACAAAAGCACGAAACCGUUUUCACACAUGUAAUGGUGCAUGCUGCUUUGUACCAAACUUCACAAAGGUAAUAAGCAGGGUGUGGGAUUCUUUUAUUUCCCACCUACUUUAUUGUUCUCUUCCUAACUCCAAUUUUUUUUGCAAGGCAAGUUUCUGGUUUUGAUGCUGCUUUUCUAAAAGUGAGAGGGCAGAAUAAUGGAGAGAGGUUUUUCCUGGUGUCUUUUCUGAGUCCGUAAAAGUUGCUAAAGCAGUUGUGUAAAGCAGAACUUGGGGGAAUAGCAACUUCUGCAGGGAGAAGCUGCAGAGAGGGAGACCAGGGAGGAGGAGGAGAACCACUUUUCCCUUAACUUGGGGGAAUCCAGCUUCCCUGCUAAUGCAGAUAAAUCUCCAUUUCUGUAGAAUGACAGAUAGACUCCGCCGAGAUUUCUGAUUCUUUGCUGGUGAGCUGUCCCUUUUGCUUCUGCACAACUGCUGAUUUUAAAAAUGUCAUAUAUUUUAAUGACAUGCCUAAAUUUGGAAAAUAAUAACAAGCUUAAAUAACAUUAACAAUGUGCUUAAGUUUGGCAAAAUUAGGUUGUGUAAUUCUUUCUUAUUUCUUCACAAGUUACUUAGUUCUGACUUGCCAUCUUUUCAUCUGUCCCAAAUUUCACAUGGUUAAAAUACCACAGCUAAGAUUCAGGUGUUAGAGUAGCUGGCAGUCUAACUCCCUAGUUCUAAUUUGAGAUAUGAAUUGCAAAGCUUUCAAAUGGCACAGUCAUAUGUACUUCUAAGUGCAUAUUAGCUAUUAAGCUCUCCAGCUGACAGAAUAUUUAGUGUAUAAUGGUCAAAUGGCAACUGUUUAGGAUUAAAUGUGUGACUGGACCGACGCCUUCCAUUUAUAACUGCACUUCAAUGCAGUUGUUAGAGAAAUCUGUUUAACUUGUGGUUUUGCUACUAGCUCUUCCCCAUUCAGGCAUGAUGUAUGGUAAUACUGUUGCUGACCAUUCAUCAAGUGGGAAACAGAUGGCACUAGUUUCCCUUCUAUUGAAGGAUGGUGUUGAAAGGCUGCUCCUGUGAGAAUGGCAGCAAUGAUGCAAAACAAAAUAUUUUCAGAAUAUGUGUUUGAUGCCAGUCUUUGCCAGAACAUUAAUACAUCUUGUUCUACUGUGGUGUAAAUACCAGCUGGUGACAGAGAUCAUCUUAUUAGCGUCUGGAUUUCUGGAAGAAUCUGGGUUAGAAAGCAAAUCACAUUGUUGAUGUUGAUAUGAGUUCUGUUCUUGCCAUGCAGCAGUCAAGAUGUACUUGCUGCAUAGGUUUUGCAGCAUUGUGUCUGCAGGGAGUCAUGGAUUUUCUAAAUAAAAGUACCAGACCAUGAAUUUAACACUGGGGUAGUCAAACAACAUCUAAAAUUGCUGUUUAGAAGUUGAAAAUUCCCAGCUGAGUAUGCUGUUGGGUCUCCAGAGGCUUGUUAAAUGGUGUUCAUAAUAGAGUGUCUCUUGGAGAAGCACAUCAGAUGCUAAGAAACAAAAUACAUACUCCAAGUGUUUGCCUGGACUCUGCUGUGUAUUUACCUUGACAGGGCAGGGAUACUGACCUGAUUUGGAUGUGCUUUAGUUUGCUACGUGUCCCUGAAAACACAGCUGAGGGCGGUAACCAUCCCUCAGUGAGCCCAUUCAGCGGGUCAUGGACUGCGUAACUUCUGCCACCCGCACUGGAUGCUGUGUCUGCUCGUGGCUUCCAGGCUGCUGCUGCGCUGGUGUAGGGAGCAGUGCAUCUCCUGAAAAGCCUGGCAGCAUUUGGGGUGACUUUGCUGCAUAUUUGCACAAGUCAUCUUUGGGAGAAUGUGGGAGAACGUACCCCUAGGUGAGCGUGCUGCAAAUGUGAAGAAAGGAAUACAGCACCUCGAGCCUGUGGUAGACAGCAUGAGCUGGGAUGGGGGGUGAGGGGGGAAGGAGACACCUAUCCCCUCCAUUCUCUCCUAAGCUUGGAGGGUCUCCUUGGCAUUCAGCUUGCAUUAGCCCUUUGCCAUUAACAGGCUUUGCAAAGCCAAGAGAAGCCUUAUGGGGAGUUGACUGAUUUCUUUCUAAGUGUUUUUGUGGUCGUAAUUGCAAGGAGACUCAGCUUCAGUGGGCACGGAGUGGUCUUGUGUGUGCUGUACUGAAAUGUAAACCUACGCACUCUAAGCUGGAUAUGGGUUCCUUAAUGGAUUUUGUGUAAGAGUAUUAACCAAAAAUAUUGGAUACAGUUUUUGCUUUUCCCUCGUUCUCGGCAGCUUGGGAAACUGUGUGUUUAUUUUGCACUGCUGCUGUGCUCUUGAUCUUCCCCUCUGUGGCUGAGGGGGAUGUAUUUUCACCUCUCUAUGUGGAAGACUGUGCUUAGGCCUGGGUGGUUCACUUAGUUUUUGCUGUGGUCCCACAAAAAUGCACAGGAUCUCUUUUCCGUGCACAAAAUCUCUUUGUCAGUGAGGUAAGCGCAGUGCUACAUACAGUUGUUUUGUGGAAGCAUGUUUUCGACCUCACCUGAACCUGCUUUUCAAAUUGUUUUAUUGCCAUAAUGAUGUGGCAAGUCUUGGCAGUGUAGACUGAAGAUUUGAGUUUAAUUUUCUCUGUCCCACUGGAAGAUAUUAGAAUUACACUCCUUACCUUCCUUCAGGUGGAAGAUUUGGGGACAGAUGCCUAUGCCACAUAUAUAAACCAAUAACCCAGGUUGGGUUGCUGGGACUUGGCAAUCCUUGGGCCUGGCAAAUGACUGGGAGUUCCCUCUCACUAGACUAGCCCACAAGUGAUGGAGAUGCUGCUCUCCCAAAAGCCCUGCCUGAGCUCCUGGGUAUUUCAGUAGCAUUUGUGGGAAGGCCAGAUAGUUUUCUGGUAGUUUCUAGGAGAAUAGGACGACUUGGGGUCUUUUGUUUAAGGGAAGAGGGGGAAAUGUGUUACUUGCAGGGCUCCAUCCAAUUUUAAUUUUUGAAAAGCGUAAGUUCUCAGCAGGGGGAACCUGUUCUCAGGGAGCUUCCUGCAGCCAGUGGCCUGUCCCCUCUCUGAGCAGGUAGUAUGUGAUAAGCAGCAGAGGUGGCUGCUCACUCCCUGCAGCAGGUGGUUGAGGCAAACCUUGCACCAGGGUCUGUUCAAAAGAGAACUUCUUGGAACAGUCCUUGCCUGUGUUAUGAGGCAGAUGCUGUGUGGCCUGUGAGGACUUGCUGUGUGUCCAGGCCCAGCGCCAGAAGAGCACCAGCUUUGCUCAGUUGUUGGUUUGGUUUUUUGAAGUGCUGUGGGAACUGUGUUUGCUCUGACAGCUUCUCAUGCCGUGUCAGACUGUGCCUAACAGGAAUCUGCACUGGGGAGUAGCUUGCACCAGGGGAGAACUUGUUUGGUGGUGGGGACACCAUGUGUUGAAAAGGUCUGUGUCGUGGUGACUGCAGUAAAUCCACUUGUGACUAACUUGAAAAGUUUCUGCCUGGAAAACAGCCUCACUGUAUGAUACCUGCUCUGAUAGCAAAUCCUAGCUUAGGAAAAGAAUAGGCAGACCUCUGAGAGUAGGAUGGCAUUUUUGGCUUUCUGUGUUGGUGCCGAGUUUGCAGAGCUGGUGGUUAAAAAAUUCCCUUUAACUGCAGCUCCAGUGUUAUUGGCAGCGAAGCGUGGUAGGCACAUGCUGAGAUGUGCCCCAGGGUCCUGCUCCCUGGCCCUUUUCUAGUAAAGUUUGCUUCCCAUGGAAAGCAGCUGGGUGGGGAAGGCAGGAAGGCGAGAAUGGAGCAUGUGCUGACACGGAGCUGGGAUGUGGCUGGGAUGCUCACCCAGGCCUGAGAACAGAGCAGUGCUCCUGGGUCCUGCAGCACAGACGUGGCCACCGAGGGCUGGGUGGGACUCCACCCUGCUGUUUGUAGAGCGGCUUUUCAGGCUGCUGCUGGGAAGAAAAGAUGUUUGGCUUUCACAAACCGAAGAUGUAUCGCAGUAUAGAGGGCUGCUGUAUUUGCAGAGCUAAGUCUUCCAGUUCCCGUUUCACUGACAGCAAACGUUAUGAAAAGGAUUUCCAGAAUUGUUUUGGGCUCCACGAGGCCCGUUCAGGAGAUAUUUGCAAUGCCUGUGUUCUUUUGGUGAAAAGAUGGAAAAAAUUACCAGCAGGAUCCAAAAAAAACUGGAAUCACGUGGUAGAUGCCAGGGCUGGACCCAGUCUUAAAACAACAUUGAAACCAAAGAAAAUGAAAACUCUGUCUGGAAGCAGAAUAAAGAGCAAUCAAAUCAGCAAACUGCAAAAGGAAUUCAAGCGGCACAAUUCUGAUGCCCACAGCACGACUUCCAGUGCCUCCCCGGCUCAGUCGCCCUGUUACAGUAACCAGUCCGACGAUGGCUCUGACACGGAGAUGAGUGCUGGGUCCAGCAGAACACCAGUUUUCUCCUUUUUAGAUCUCACAUAUUGGAAAAGGCAAAAGGUCUGCUGUGGAAUUAUUUACAAAGGUCGUUUUGGGGAAGUCCUCAUAGACACUCAUCUCUUCAAACCUUGCUGUAGCAAUAAAAAGUCUGCCACUGAAAAGCCAGAACAAGAAGGACCACAGUCUCCAGCAAUCUCCACCCAAGAGGAGUGGUGACUUCCUUGGAUAGCUGCAGAAGGUUACUCAGAUCCUCUUAUUCUCUGGAAAAAUACUAGAAGAGUGACUGUUCACUUUGGACACCUGCUAUGCUGCCAAAAGACUAUUCCCUAGAACUGUUUUGGGUUUUACUGCUACAAUUCCACAAACUCUGAAGCCAGUUUGUAUCCUUUCAGAAAGACUGUACAUAAUAUUUAAGAUGCUAUGGAACACUUGGCAAAGCUGAAUGCUGCUGCAAGGUUGUCUGAUCUUCCCCCCACACUCACUUCACAAGUGAACGUGAGGAUGGGGUUUUGUAUAUUAAAGUAUAUGUAGUUCAUGUUUCUGUAAUUGAAAGAAGCAGUGGUUGUAAGGCUUUUUUUUUUUUUUUCUUUAAAAGUUGAUUGGUAAACUCCCUUAAAUCCCCAAGAAAAUAUUUCAUUCUUAGACAUGUAUGAGUCAAUAAGAUGAACUAAUACAUAGAAAUGUUAUAAGUCACCUCUCUAGUUAUAUAAAUAUAUAUUUUUAAAGGUGUGGAGAUUUCACCCUGUACUACUGACGUAACAAAGACAAAUAUUUUGUCCCUCCCUCGUGACACAGACUGGUAAACUGCAGACAUCUCUACUACGAGUGGUAGCUUGCUGAGAAGGCCUCUAACAUACAGUCCUCCUCAGAAGGGGUGGGAGAGCUCUCCACCUUAGCUGAGGAGGAACAUAGCAAAAUGGGAGGUUACUUUGUUUUAAGCCAUCACCAGACACCCUGGGCAUGGUGUAGUAACCAGCUGGUGGUUAGAGAUGGACCAAGAGACAUCUUGAUGCCUAGGUUAUAUGUAAAUGAUGGCCAGAACUGAGUAACUGCUCUCAGUUGGCCCAGUGCAGCUGAAAUGUGACCACAAACAGGACUCCUCCUGGUUUUGGACCUGACAUAAAACCAAACCCCUUGCUAAGCAAAUCAGGCUCUGGUCCAGGGACAUAAUCUGAUUGCAGCCUGGGGUCUGGAUUCACAGUUGCUCUUUUGAAACCCUUCCUCUGCAGUGCUUCUCUGUGUUUGGGUUUUGUUUUUUCUGUUUGUUUGUUUAAGCAGCUGCCAGAUCAACGCUUUUGUGAAUACUGAAUAUGAAAAGUUCUGUUAAGAAUGGUGCUGUGCUGAAUCAAGGCAGAGCUCUGUUUGCAUUCGCGAUCAAAAGAUAAUACUUUCUACAUAGAUUCCCAGACAAGCUCAUGUGCAAAUCACUGUGACACUCCUUCAAGCUCCCCUUGGCCUUUGUGGGGUGGAAGCAGCUUCCUGGAAGAUCGUGCUGCAGUUUUAGCUCCCAGUUGCUUCAUGUUCCUUUUAUGAAGGUUUAACUUGUGUGAGUUGGGAAUUCUGCUUUUUGUUUGGUUGGUUUUUUUCCUGGUUUUGGGGGGAGGGGGGAUUUUUUUCUUACAAUUACUCUUUUGGGAUAUCCUGCAAUGGAUUGCUACAUGGUGUGAUUCUUGGGGCUGUCCUGCACAGGGCCAGGAGUUGGAGUCGAUGAUCCUGAUGGGUCCCUUCCAACUCAGCAUAUUCUAUGAUUUUUAGCUUUCCUUUUUGUGAGAGUCAUCAGCAUAAUACUGUGGUGGGUAGGGUCUAGGACUGGAUUUCCAAGUAGUCUCCAUUCCUGAAGUGGGAAUACUUAGCAAAUGAAAAUAUAGAUAGGGAAAGAUAUGCAGGUUUUAAGAGGAGCCUCUGCCCUCAAAGCUUUUUUUUUUCUUUCUUUUUUCCUCUCCUUCUGUUGGGUAAUCCAACCUCUGGAGAGAAAGAAAAUCAGGGGAAACAGGGCUUUGACUUAUCACAGCCUUACAGCUUAGAGCUUUCAUUGGACUUAUUUUGCUUUUCCUAAACUCUGGAGGUUCUGAAGGGAGGACAAAGCUGCUUACCUUGCUUUCAUCCUCAAUGAAAUAGAAUCAUUUGGGUUGGAGAAGACCUAAGAUCAUCGAGUCCAGCCAUAGAUAUAUAAUGGAUACUUGGUUGUAUAAAAGCAUAACUAGGUUGAUCAUGUCCAAAAAGGGCUUGAGCAAGAGUCCUUGCUAGUUUUGCUGACACCUGUUUCAUAUGAAUUUGUGUUUUCAGCAUCAGUAAUUCUGUACACCUAAGGCUGCAGUAUUGGUGGUAGGAUGUGCUCUGAUACAAAUCAUCUCUUCUGUAUUUAUUUAUUUAUUGCUAGAUUUCAACCACCAACUGCUUCCCCUACUCCUUCCCACCUCUUCCAUUCCUGGUAGUAAUGCAAAAUGAACUGUAUGUAGUCAUGCACUUUGUAUUAAUGUAUUAGAAAUCUAUGGAACCUGUUUUGUACUUUUAUACUGUUCAGACACUUGUAAUCCAACCUUUUUUUUACUAGGGUAAUGAAUAAAUUUAGACUUAUUUAGAAAAUAAGCAACUUCUCCCCUGUUUGUUUCAACUCUCUUCUGCUAAUUAGACUUGGUGUUGGAACCAGGCCAGACAACCCAUGUUUCUAUUUGAACAACAC